Colossoma macropomum (tambaqui) is the source of this 3488-nucleotide messenger RNA. It is a transcript of the gene chst3b, whose product is annotated as carbohydrate (chondroitin 6) sulfotransferase 3b. The record is from RefSeq and is a predicted model, not a curated record. The coding region runs from base 463 to 1788 and encodes 441 amino acids. Lineage: Eukaryota; Metazoa; Chordata; Actinopteri; Characiformes; Serrasalmidae. Gene Ontology annotation, cellular component: Golgi membrane. Gene Ontology annotation, molecular function: N-acetylglucosamine 6-O-sulfotransferase activity; chondroitin 6-sulfotransferase activity. Gene Ontology annotation, biological process: carbohydrate metabolic process; N-acetylglucosamine metabolic process. The transcript is spliced from 3 exons.
UUAGAUUUGGACUGUAAACAGAAGAAACUGUGUUAUUGCCAGCCUAAGCAGUUGCGAACACAUUUGGAUUCCCGGUGGUCUUAUAAAACCCCCACACAUACUGAUGUGUUAAAAAGGGCAGACUGCUGGCUGCAGUGUUGUGGUCAGAGCUAUUGAAUCACCAAGCAGUGGCUGGAGACAGACAUGCAAGCCUUCACAGGCUUUUUAAUCAAGCACUCGGAUUUAUGGACACCGUUUCUGGUCCUCAGAAACCUCUGUGUUCAUCGUAAUGGUCAGCAUCUGCAAUGCGAAACAUCCCUCCAGGGGGGUUGGUCAAUAAGGGUAGCUGACACAAAUGAACCUCCGAAUGAUGGCCACAAUGGACCCAAUUUAAGCUGGUGGCGUGGCUAAGAGCUGAGGGAGGCCGGUUCCCUUAACCUUCCAGUCUGUGGAAACAUAACCUGGACAUAAUCACACACAAGAAUGAGGAUUAAAUACACCAUCUGCUUCAUCUUCAUCGUGGCUCUGGUCAUCAUCGAGAAGGAGAGCAACAUCCUCUCCAAGGUCUCGGAUAAGCUCUCUCUGAAGCAGACGCCUCAGACUCCCCUCCAGACCGGUGGCUUAAGCUGGAUCAAUAUCAGACAGAAUGGCUCCAGCGUGCCUUUUCCAGACUACACUGACCCACUGUCAUACCGAUACACAAAUCGGCGCCUGGAAAACUUCAGCGAAGCCGGUGAAGGAGGCCUGCUUUCUGCUUCUGCAGCCGGCGGGAGGAAACACAUCCUUCUUUUGGCCACCACCCGCACAGGGUCUUCCUUCGUGGGAGAGUUUUUUAACCAGCAGGGGGCGAAUAUGUUCUACCUGUUCGAGCCACUGUGGCACGUCGAGCGUAUGCUAACUCUAGAAGGCGGCAGGACAAACGCUACAGCUUCAGCUUCGGCCUACCGGGACGUCCUCAGGCAGCUCUUCCUGUGCGACUUUUCUCUCUUGGAAAGCUUUAUCGAACCGCCACCGCAGGACCAUGUCACGACUUCGCUUUUCCGCAGGGAAUCCAGCCAGUCGCUUUGCGAAGACCCCGUCUGCACGCCGUUCGUCAAGAAGGUUUUUGAGCGCUUCCACUGUCGCACCCGCCGCUGCGGCCCGCUGAACUUCACUCUGGCCUCACAGUCCUGCCUGCAGAAGCAGCACAGAGCCAUCAAGUCUGUACGUGUUCGGCAAUUAGAGACGCUGCGCCCCCUAGUGGAAGAUCCGCGCCUGGACGUAAAGUUCAUCCAGCUGGUCCGGGACCCGCGCGCGGUGCUAGCAUCCAGAAUGGUGGCUUUUUCAACCAAAUACAAGAACUGGAAGAGGUGGGCCACUGAUGGUGAAGUUCCUGAGGAUGACGAUGAAGUGAGGAAGCUCAAAGGGAACUGCGACAACAUCCGAAUGUCCGCAGAAACGGGCCUGAAACGGCCCGCAUGGCUGCGCGGACGCUACAUGCUAGUGCGCUAUGAGGACAUUGCUAGGUUUCCCAUGCGGAAAGCUGCUGAGAUGUACCAGUUCACUGGCAUCCCCUUCACUUCCCAAGUGAAGGACUGGAUCUUGAGGAACACUCACGCCUCCAGCGAUGUUAGCGGAGUCUACUCCACCCAGAAAAACUCCUCCCAGCAGGUGGAGAAGUGGAGGGUUAGCAUGCCCUUUAAACUAGCCCAGGUGGUGCAGAAGGUGUGCGGCCCUGCCAUGACUCUGUUCGGCUACAAGUUUGCCGAAAGCGAAGAGAUGCUGAGCGACUUGUCAGUCAGCUUGAUUGAAGAAAGGACUUUUCUAUGACCAUAGAGAGUCUUGUAUCUUUUUUACUCAGAACUCAGUAAGCUAAAACUCACCUUUAUAAGAGACAAAGCUGGAUGUCAGGAUUUUUUAUUGUGUUUUAUAUUUAUUAGGGACAUCAGCACAAAAUAUGACAGGGUAAAUCUUACUUUAUUCAGUCUGUUUGAUCUCAUUUAAUUCCAUAAGUUACAAAUACAGAGAUAACUAAAAACAAUCUGUGCUACCUUGAGAGAAAUGACAGAGGGAACGAUACUGAGAAAGAGAUAUUUUUGUCAGAAAUGUAUUUUAUGUAGAACACAAGACUCUCCGACUUCAUUUCCAUAGCAUUAACAUGUAUUUUAACAGAGGUGUAAAUCACAUAUCAUAAAGAAUGCUGGAAAUCUCCUAUCUAUCUUUUCUACUCUGCGGCUGGUUCAGGUUUCAAUCACAGAUGCUGCUUUUGUUCCAAAAGAUGAAACUUGAAAUGGAACACAUAUCAGAAACCCCAAGGCAAAGGAUUUCUAUGUUUUUCUUUCUAAGUUACAAAGAUACUUCAGCUAACAAUGCCAAUGAGAUUGCCACAUAAGGCAAGUUAGCUUAAUAAUGCUAACUUGCUGUUGCCUGGUUUCUGUCAUUUAUUAACCGGUGUAAUGAGCAGGGUUGCCACCUCAGCCCUGUAAAAUACUGGACACUUGAUUAGCAAUGUGUACCAUUCCAACUCAUUCUUUAUGUACAAACGGUUUGACUGGAAAUAGCAGUUUAAACUUCAUAAGAAAUACUAACAUAUGAAGGUGCUUGGAUUCGGAAUAUUUUGUGUCCUGGACAGGCAACCAAAACCCUGGACAAUGCAGGGAAAUCCUGGACGGGUGGCAACCCUAGUAAAGAAAAUAGUUUAUGUUGUCAAAAACUGACGCAUUCAACUCACAUACUUUGACAUUUGCACAUGAACGCAGUACACCUACAACUAAACACACAUAAAAAGUUGAGGCUCUGUGGAGCCGUAUGACCAAAAAGGCUGUAUUUUGGUAGGCCAGAGGAGCAGCUAUUGAUCUGACAUUUCUUUAGAUACUGUUUAAAUUCUGAAUAGCAACAACUGAGAAUCAUUGGGUUUGGUGAGCUGCUGUAACGUUACUUUUCCCAAAAAAUUAGUAACUUAACAGAACAUUUAGCAGUAGACAAAGGAUUCAAAAAUAGAUUAGUCAUCAUUCAAAAGCCAAGGAAAAUCUGUUUAGCCACUUUGGGUUAAAUCAGUAGAUAAGCUAAUGUUAAAGGUGCAAUUCUGCCCUAUAAAAUAAAAAUAAUAAAAUAAAUAAUAAAAAAAACAAACAAAAUAAAAAUCAUAAUAUGUACAGUAAUUUACUGGCAGCAGAGCUGAUAGUAAAGAACUAUAUAUUCAUGGUACAUAUUUUACAGUAUUUUACUGUAUAUUAAAUGCAGAGUUAUUUACUGCAAAUGUACAGUACUUUGCUGGCAACUCUGCUGCCAGUAAAUUACUGUAACUUGCAUUGUCUGGUAAACCAGUUGCCCAGUCUUUUACAGUAUAAUCCUGUAAAAUGGUAAAGAACAAAAAAAACAGUAUUUUACUGUAAAAUAAAUACUGUAAAUGUACAGCAGUUUUUUAUAGUGUUAAUGUAGGGCAGUCGUUGGCUGCAUACAAAACCGCAUACUAACAUACAACACAUACUACACUAAUGAAUUCCUAAUGAAUAAAGUGGUGUGCUAUU